GACGCGCCGACGCCGCCGGGGUGUUUCUGGUCAGACAGAGCUGAGGGACGCUGAGACGGCGGGUUACACGGCGCUCUUCCUCAAGACUCAGUACAGUUGAACAGCUCAAAUCCUCACAGCUAUGUACAUAUCUGAACAUCUGAAGAUGUGUCACUUCUGAAAGGUGGGGAACAACACAUGAAAUAGACCUGUGCACUCCAAGGAGGAAGAGAAAUUUGCAGAGAGGCAGAUAUCGGAAUAUUGUAAUGGCAAGUACUCAGACCAGUUUAAAAACUGCUUUCAAAGACUUGACCUCAUUAAAGAGCAGCACACAGAGGCCCUAUAGAGAGAGGCUUGAAGAUGCACCAAUCAAGAAGAGAGUCAUGGCUGAGAUCAACCUAAAGCGGAGGUUCGUGGAGUCUUCUCCCAGGACCCCCAAGGUCAAGAAAGAGCGUGUGGAAGAAUGUCCCGGAGACUCUAGCUUGGGAGGCGAUGGCAGUGUGAAGCGGCAGCUCUUGGCAACCUGCGGCGCCAAGGCCCUGGAUCUUAGUCCUGGACUCAAACACACGCUGGCCCAGUUCACAUUAAGCAGCCAGAGCUCGCUGGGGGGGCCUGCUGCCUUCUCGGCCCGCAGCGGACAGGAAUCCUCCACCGGCAUUAUGGCACCCCUACCUUCUCCGCCUGUGCUGGGAGGGGGGCCCCUCCUGGUGCCCUGUGACAGCUCUACUGAACUCACCCACUCCUUGCUAGAGGGUGAGUCCAUCUCUUGCUUUGUGGUAGGGGGUGAGAAGAGACUUUGCCUGCCCCAGGUGCUCAACUCAGUGUUGCGUGACUUCUCACUGCAGCAGAUCAAUGCAGUGUGCGAUGAACUCUAUGUCUACUGUUCCCGCUGUGAUGCUGAGCAGCUACACAUCCUCAAGGUGCUGGGCAUUCUGCCCUUCAAUGCUCCCUCCUGUGGGCUCAUCACGCUAACUGAUGCCCAGAGGCUUUGCAAUGCCCUGCUGCGGCCUGGUCACGCCCUCCCUCAGGAUUCGACCCUCAAGCUACCUGCUCAGGGUCUCUUGAAGGAGAGUGAAGCUAGCUUCCAGGUAGAGCAUCAGUGCUUGGGCAAGGCCCAGGGCCUCUUUAUACCCCAGUUCUACACCCAGCCCGAGGCCCCGUGCAUCCAGUGCUUGGAGUGCCAGCUGCUCUUCUCCCCAGAGAAGUUUGUGAUGCAUUCACACAAAUCGCCCGACAAGAGGACCUGCCACUGGGGCUUUGAUUCGGCCAAGUGGCCCUGCUACCUGCAGCUUGGACGCAAGUAUCUGGGCACCGCGGAAGAGGCUCCGCUUAAGCAGCUACUUGAGGAGAUGAAGGAGAAAUUCCAUUACCAGCUGAAGGUCACGCUGGACAAGAAUACUGCUGAUGAAGACGGACUGGGGAGGGGCACAACCUUCAACCUCUGCUCCCCCAUGGACAAGCUGCCACAUGGCGACCUAGGCAGGAAGGGUAAAACUCCGCCGACCCUAAUUUUCAACCGCUUGUAUCCUGAAAUCAAAGAGGAGCCCAACCAUAUGGCUAUAAUUCACCCCAGUUACUACCUGUACACCUGUGACAAGGUGGUGGCACCCAAUGUGUCCCUGCCCCACCCCCUCAGGAAGGAGGGCAAUGUCAGUGCAGAGCUGCUGGGGGCUCUGCUCAAACACCACCGCAGUGGAGCACGGCCAGUCUCCGACACAGAAACUCACACGGCCAGCUCCUGCACCCCCGCUGAGGCUGCCAGAACCCAACGUGCCAGCGAGUGCGAGGAUGAGCUCGAACCCCCUGCAGUCGCCAUGGAAACACUCCGGGUCGAGAAGGCCCGCACGCCCACGCUGGCGAAGGACGCGGGUGUGGAGGACGACAAGGACAAGAUUGUGGUGGAGAUUGUGCAGAUGUACACCCGACAGCAGGAGAAGCUCAAUGCCACACUUCACAAGCAGAGACAGCUGGAGAUGGAGCUGGAGGCGCUGCGCGGGGGCGAAGCGGCUCGGCUCAGGGAGCUGUCGGUCGAGCGGAGCGAGCUGCAGAGCGAGCUGGAGGCAGCCCACACUGAGCAUGCCCGGAGGAUGGGGGAGGUGCAGGAGGAGCAGCAACGACUAGAGAGGCGGCUUGAACGGCUGAGACAGCAGCCCUGCGCUUGCGAGCCCAACGCCCACGGAGAACAGGAGGCCCGCUAUGCUGCGCAGUUAACAGAGCUGCGGGUGAGACUGGAUCAAGCGGAGGCAGACCGUGAGGAGCUGCAGGAGGCGCUGCGGCGUGAAAGGGAGGCACGGGAGAAUCUUGAGGGAGUCAUUGCCCAGCUUCGACAGCAGAUGGCUGAGUCGGCCAGCCCGAAUAACCCUAUUGCCCAGCCAGAGCUGACGAACCCCCCUCCUGUGACAACAGACCCCCCAGCUACAGCCGAAGAUGGUGGUCAGAACUAGAAUAGCUGCCACAGAUGCCAACAAUGCCAUUGAGGAAAAGCAGAGCUGUCACUUAUUUCCCUUCUAGCUCAUUUUUGUUAACGUACUCUCUGUUGUUGACUGUCUUUAACAUUUGACCUGGAUGAGGGUUCCCUGUUCCCACAACAGUAUUUAAACUUUUAUUACCCACUGGGUUUUUUUUGAAUGUCACUGUUUUCCCAUGCAGGAGGUUGCUUUUUGGUGGAACUUCAUCCUCCCUCCUCCUUGCUUCCAGAUCUCUAUAACCCAGUGUUGGACUGGCCAUGGAUCACUUCCUUACCAUCUAGCCUGCUGGGCUAUGUGACAUGUGGCACCUCCCUAGAUUCUGUACAUGCAACCAAGGCUCUGCACCAGCAUCUGCAGGAAACUGCAAAGCAUGGACACAUCUAUUUUUUAACUUGUUAACACAAAGAAAAAUACGAUUAGAUAGAUAUAAUAAAACUGUAUGAUAAGCUUCAUGGUAAAGAACAUGGAAUUGUCAGAAUUAAUGCAAAACAUUACCCAUAGGUUUGAGGUAGACUAUUUCUUAGGAAGUAUCAUGACUCAGAGCCUUUCCCUUAUGCCUGGUCUCAGGUUCACACAGUACCUAGGAAUGUGAUCCAGGUCCAGAAAUGCAGUCUGGUGUGACACAGCUGCUUGGAGUGGAUUUUGUGCAUUUUCGUUACCUUUUUGUUUCCGCUGGUUUGGAGAAUGUUUGUCGCUUGACCUGGGGCACCUGUAUGUAUUGAGGAUGGUGCUGUAAAUGGACAAGAAAGGGAAAGAGCAGUCAAAAUAAUACAAGACCUAAGCAUAGUUCCAUACAAGUGGGCAUGAUUGAAGACCAUUGAAUAUCUUGCAUUCAUCUGGAAACCCAAAUGAAAUUUCCACGUAAAAACAAAAUGGCUGCAUUUUGGGUCAUCCUACCCACUGAACUGUGAAGACCUGACUGUGAUGGCCGUGUUCACAUUGGCUAUCUGGAAUUAUUUGCUCGGCUUUCGCCAGGCAAGUAAGGAAUGAGUUAAUAAUAAUGCAUAAAAGAGGCCCAAACUUUGAAAAGAAAGAGGUCCUUGACUGAGGCCAUUAUUUUGCCAUGAUUUUUUCAAAGCUGGUUUUUGCUGCUUUGUUUUCUAUCCCCUCUUUAAGUGUUCAUCGUGUUAUGAAAAUGUGGGUGAGAGGUGGAAAGAAUGAGUCGGCACGUUGUCCUCUUUAGAGCCCUAAUGGUGGUUAUCCUGACUCAGUGGGCAGUCACUUCUGGCUUUUGGAAAUGCACUGGGGAGACCACAGACUGGCUUCCCCCCAGUGCAUGUCUGGGAGAGGUGGGGGAUGCUGUGUCAGAGCAUAUCUGUACCUUCUGCCAUCUUUGGACACAUCCAGGAGACUUUAUGCAUCCACCUCUUCUGCCAAAUUUACAAAAAAUGUGUAAUGUGAGAACAUGGGUAGAUAAUGUUCAUACAAACAUUUAAUUAUCUAGUAUAAUGGUGUCAUCUCAAAAGCAGUAGCUAAUAGUAGUAUACAAGUAAUCACCUCAAAAUAAGUGAUUUAUUGAAGUGUUCUGUCUUUACUGACUAGUUAUGCAUAUGCAAAGAGUUCAUUGAAACAUUCCAUUGUAUGUAAACCACUGUAUUGAAAACCUUCUUUUAAAUGACAAAAUCCCACCCCCAUUCUCAAACUUUCUUUUACAAUACAAAUAUUUGUGUCAAUUUAUUCACAAACACUAGAUCUCUUCAUAUUUUUUGUAAAAACAUACCAGCUCAUAUUCAUUUCUCAAAUGA
Messenger RNA from Scleropages formosus (Asian bonytongue), 4192 nucleotides. It is a transcript of the gene skila, whose product is annotated as SKI-like proto-oncogene a. Bases 246 to 2423 code for a protein of 725 amino acids. Gene Ontology annotation, cellular component: cytoplasm; nucleus; transcription regulator complex. Gene Ontology annotation, molecular function: RNA polymerase II cis-regulatory region sequence-specific DNA binding; SMAD binding; DNA-binding transcription factor activity, RNA polymerase II-specific. The transcript is spliced from 8 exons. Gene Ontology annotation, biological process: negative regulation of transforming growth factor beta receptor signaling pathway; negative regulation of transcription by RNA polymerase II; negative regulation of BMP signaling pathway. The record is from RefSeq and is a predicted model, not a curated record. Lineage: Eukaryota; Metazoa; Chordata; Actinopteri; Osteoglossiformes; Osteoglossidae.